UCGACCAAUUAGCGAGCUGUUUGGUUUGCGUGCAGUGCUGUGUACUGCCCCUUGGUCGACGGAGCUGCUGUAUCGUAAAGGAAGGAGCAGUUGGGAAAUGCUCUAGAAACGACAACGUUAAGCAAGAGUGGAGUGCGUAGGUGGAUCUUGUGGUGAGCUUUGUAUAUCCUGCACAUGUAGUAGAUGAUCCAGACACGUAGCCUGAAGGCUGCACUGCAACAAUGCCAGAGUCCUCCCUGGAAGUCAAGGACAUUUGCAGCAGCUCCGUUGAAUGUAGAACACCCCCCUUGAGGCAGUUUAGCCAAUCAUCGCUGCCACUGCACAGAAAGUCCUACAUGCUCAGUACCUUCUGCACAGAGCACAAUGUGCAAGAAUGUCUAUUGCACAUCAGUCAGGAAGUGUCAUCUCUUGGCCUCCCACCAGUUUGGACGGAGUCUGGCGGCACUUCAGAGUUAGAUGUUGUGGCUGUGCUAAAUUGCAUGUAUGACCUGAUUCAGCUGCACCGUAGGGGCCUCCGAACCCUGGAAAACAUGGAAGUGGAGCAGCUCAAAUCCAGCAGCAAUGUCGACCACCUGCAGCUCACCAGCACUCGGCUAAAAGAGCAGCUUGAACUGUCCAAAAGGGAAAACAGUGGACUCCUUGAGAGAGAGCGACAGCUGCAGCUGAAAGUGAAGAGUUUGCAAAACUGCCUAAAAAAUGAAAAAGAAGAGGUGCAAAAACUUCAGAACAUAAUCGCAAGCCGUGCCAGCCAGUAUAACCAUGAGAUGAAAAGGAAAGAAAGAGAAUUUAAUAAACUGAAGGAGCGCUUGAAUCAACUUCUGGUUGACAAAAAGGAGAAGAAACAAGCCAUUGAUGUAUUAAACAGCAUUGGAAGAGCUGAUGGGAAGAGAAGCCUUUGGAAAACUGAAAAGACAGAGGCAAAACAUGAGGGGGAAAUGUAUAAGACCCUGCUGAGUGAUUAUGACACCCGACAAAGGGAGUUGCUGCUGGAAAAUGCAGAGCUGAAUAAAGUGUUGCAGCAGAUGAAAAUAGAAAUGAUGUCCAUUCUGAGUUCAAGGAAACCAACCAUGAAAGGCGACAAACAUCAGGAUGAUAGCACACAGGCUGACUCACAGGAGGAAGAGGAAGGGUUUGAUUCCAGCAAAGAAAGUGUAGAGCUGUAUUGUGUUCAUGCUCGAGAGAAGCUGACAAACAGUAUUCGCCUCCAGUGGAGAAGACUCAAGAGCCACGUUGAAAGACUGGACAGCCAAGCGUCUUUGGCUCAGCUGGAAGAGAGUAAAAAUGCUAAUGCUGUUUCCCGUGAGACUCAUGAGGAGGAGAUGGACAGACUGAAGCUGGAGAUCCAGCAGUGCAAAGACUUCAUCCAAACACAGCAGCAGCUCCUGCAGCAGCAGCUGAGCUCUCCUUGUGAUGAGGAGACGACAUCCCUGCUGAGCGACUGCUACAUGCUGCGGGAGAAGGAGAGCCUCAGAGAGGAGUGGAAGACCCUGGAGGAACAGAGGAAGAUCUUCGAGAGGGAGAGGAGGAACUUCACUGAAGCAGCUAUAAGACUUAGCCAUGAGAGGAAAGCCUUCGAGGAGGAUCGAGCAACCUGGCUCAAACACCAGUUUUUAAACUUGAGUCCAUUUCCCGACUCAAAGAAACCCCCAAUGUCCAAGUCUAAAAGUGCCUUUUUAAUAUCUGAAACAAAGGCGAGUGCUGCGUUGCCUCCCGACAAGCUCAUCAAAUGUCUGUCUGACACAACCUCCCCCACGCCCAGGUGUGUCCCAGUCACGUCACCAUCAACAGCCGACUUGUAUCAUACACUUUGCCUUAUCCCAGAAAACAGCUCCACCAAACCAAAGGGAAUGACUGAACACCUUGAAGAAUCAAGCUUCUUUUUUAAUGGAAAUGCUGGAGAUGAGCACGAAUAUCAGAAUGACAGGGAAGACCACAGCAGCCACGCGCUCACAAAAGAAAAGAACACAUCCACAUGAAGACUUAAAACUUGAAUAAUUGUUAAUGUUCGUUACAGAUGGAUGAUUUGCGGUAUCUCAAAAUACACCUGAACUGUGAACACCAAACACUUUCAGGAAAGACUGCGAACAGUCAAAGCCAAACUGGUUGGCUGCUGGUAUUCUGUGCUCUGUGUGAUUAAGAGAGAAUCUUUUGUCUGAUUGUUUCUUUUUUUUUUAAUAUCUUGCUGUCUUACUUUUAGACUAUGUGAUAAAUUAUUUAUUUAUGUGGUACCGUAAAUCAUGUUUUGGCAGUCAUAUCUAAUAUCUAGUAUUUUAAUGUGAGGCUGGAAUUUUGUGACCACCCAGGUGUCUCACAAAAGAUCAUGUGUCCAACUAAUGCUCAGCUCUUCUUGGUGGAUGCUGGUGCGCCUAAACGUGCGGCAAAUGAAAUGUUGCCAUUCACGGCUUUUAAACUUACGUUACCGCAUUAAUGCUGCUGCUGUUUCACUGAAUGCAAUAAGAAAACUAGGUAGGACGUUAAGUAUGUAUCUGUAGUGUGAAUGUGCUUGACAGCACUUUCUAGUAACUGUUACAGUUACAUUAGCAGCAUGUGGUGUGUGAUGUCGCUGUUAAAUAGAAAGGCUGUAAAAUUUACUACAAAUUGCAUAAUGUGUAAUAGACCCUGACACUGAAGUUAGACCACUUUGUGUUUAUUUUAGUGGCUUUAUAUGGACAGAUUAGAAUAAUUCAUACAAGAGGAAUGUAAUGUGUUCUAGACAAGCUUAUAUUCCUGAAACAUUCAUUAUAAAUUCUUGAAACACAA
Molecule: messenger RNA, 2760 nt
Organism: Scatophagus argus
Lineage: Eukaryota; Metazoa; Chordata; Actinopteri; Scatophagidae
Product: afadin- and alpha-actinin-binding protein-like
Exons: 14
Coding region: 222-1976 (584 amino acids)
Source: RefSeq, a predicted model, not a curated record